GGUAGACGGAAAAUAUCGGUAUACGAUGUUAUCACUCAUAAUGGAGGAUCGAAUGGUUCGUGGAUGGUUAUUGAUGACUGUGUCUACGAUGUCGGCCAAUAUAUCGAUCUUCAUCCAGGGGGCAAUGAAAUAAUAGAAUCGGUAUUAGGAACCGAUGCAACGGCGUUAUUUAAUCUAUUUCCGACUUUACAUGGAAAAAUGGCACGAUCAAUCUUACAGUUAUACUAUAUUGGUGAUGUUGAG
Molecule: messenger RNA, 243 nt
Organism: Trichoplax adhaerens
Lineage: Eukaryota; Metazoa; Placozoa; Uniplacotomia; Trichoplacea; Trichoplacidae
Exons: 1
Cellular component (GO): intracellular membrane-bounded organelle; membrane
Molecular function (GO): heme binding
Source: RefSeq, a predicted model, not a curated record